UUUGUAGCUCCUGAAAUGGGUGGGAAUAAAAGAUUCUUUGUUCUUUCCUUCAGGACACAUUCCUGGCAGCCAGGACCCAUCAUGUCCGACAAACCAGAUUUUGCAGAAAUUGAAACAUUUGACAAGACCAAGCUGAAAAAAACGGAAACCAGAGAAAAGAAUCCAUUGCCCACUAAAGAAACAAUCGAACAGGAAAAGCAAAGUGAAAGUACUUCCUGAGCAUAAAACUGAAGAUGCAAUGGCGGCUUCGUCAGUGGGCUUUUGGCUUCCAAGUUGGGGUUCCACCCCUUUUCCUUACUCCGUGUUUGUUGUCCAUUUAAUUUAACAAGCAUUUGUUCAUCUUGUUUUCUAGGAAAAUUUGUUUUGCACUGAUUCAACAAGGAAUUUUGUAUUUGUAUUCUUAAAACUGUAAUUCAAAGUUCUGUAUCAACCCUACUACUUGCC
Messenger RNA from Rhea pennata, 444 nucleotides. RefSeq names its product thymosin beta-12-like. Gene Ontology annotation, cellular component: cytoplasm. The transcript is spliced from 3 exons. Gene Ontology annotation, molecular function: actin monomer binding. Lineage: Eukaryota; Metazoa; Chordata; Aves; Rheiformes; Rheidae. The record is from RefSeq and is a predicted model, not a curated record. The coding region runs from base 16 to 219 and encodes 67 amino acids. Gene Ontology annotation, biological process: regulation of cell migration; actin filament organization.